Molecule: messenger RNA, 1472 nt
Organism: Cucurbitaria berberidis CBS 394.84
Lineage: Eukaryota; Fungi; Ascomycota; Dothideomycetes; Pleosporales; Cucurbitariaceae
Product: Clavaminate synthase-like protein
Exons: 3
Coding region: 135-1262 (375 amino acids)
Molecular function (GO): oxidoreductase activity
Source: RefSeq, a predicted model, not a curated record
CUUGAGUCUCCGAACGUCCAGUAUAUAACUAGAUGGAGGGAAUACGAUAGAUAAACACAAGAGCGCGAGUGAAUAUAAUAUUACAGCAAGACGCGCAAAGCCUACGGCAAAAAACCCCCAGUCGCUAAAGCACAAUGCCGCACGCAACCGCCAGCCCAAUCACCAUUCAUAAGAUUGAGCCACAGCCAGGCUCAUCUUUUGACUUUGGUGCCGAAAUCCGAGGAGCUGACCUCGAAAACCUCACUGAAACUGACACCAGAGUCAUCAUCAACGCUCUCUACUCAAACCAGGUCGUCCUCUUCAAAAACCAACAAUCACUCUCCGCCAAAGCCCAAUAUGAGCUCACACGCCUCUUCGACCCCACAUCAACAGACUACGGCCAUGGCAAAACGCUCGAUGCAAAGCGCUCAAUCUUACAUCCCGACCUAAAGACCAUUCCUCAUCAACCACAAGUCCAAGUUAUCGGUAAUGGACCAGUAGCUGAAUUUGAAGGCCUCAAAAACAUAACCUUGAAACACCCACACCACCGCACGUUCCAUAAGGAAGUAAUCAGUGACGAAGACGAUCGCGAUAAUACCCGAUUUUACAGGUGGCAUAUUGACGCUGCCCUGUAUGAUCUCGAGCCGCCAAAGGUUACUAGCUUACUAGCUGUCAAGGUGCCAAAGACAGAGUACCAGAUGCUACGGUAUGAUGAUGGGACAGGUGACGAACUGAAGCUCUCGAGAGGUAGCACAGCAUUUGUGUCAAGCUACAAGAUGUACGAUUUGUUGAGCGAAGAGGAUAAGAAGUUCGCUAGGACCACGAAGGUGCAGUAUGCGCCACACCCCUACAUCUGGAUGUCCCCCGCACGCUCGCGCUCUCACGGUCUCGGUCUCGUUUCAGAAAACAUCGAGCUACCGGCCGAUCAACUUCCCCCAAUCGACAAGUCCAAAAUUAAAAUCCUCCCCAUGUGCUGGAAGAACCCGGUCACUGGCCAGCUCGCUCUGCAAAUUCAUCCUUCCGCCGUUCAAGCGCUGCACCUGGCUGACGGAAGUACAAUCUCCGACCUGAAAGAAGUUCGCGAAAUCGUGCACCGGUUGCAGCGGCCGGGUAUUGCACCGGAGCUAGUGUAUGCAGUGGAUUGGGAGGAAGGUGAUAUGGCUCUCUUCAACAACCGUGGUGUGUUGCAUAGUGUGACUGGCAGCUUCCUGCCUGAGGAAGUCAGAAUCUUCAGGCAAUGUAACAUGGCAGCUAGUGAGGGCGUGAUUGGACCGGACGAGUAAAGCGGUAGAUUGAAGAGCAAUGUGAUGGUAUGAAUAUAGAGUUUUAUUAAAGCGUCAUUACAAUGGGUUGGGGAACGUCGAUUGUGUAUUACCGAUCAACAAAGAUGGUUAGCAUUUCACGGUACUAGCUUCCAACAUGUCAUGCGAGCUUUCCUUCACUGAUCUUGGAAGUAUGAUGUUGGGGCAGGUCCUCCUCGGCGCGCGGGGAAG